AUGAAAUUAACAAACUUAUUGUCCUCUAGUACACAUCAUUUUAAGUUAGUUGUUCUUGGCGGAGGUACAGGUGGUUUAUGUGUUGGAAGUCAUUUUUCUAAAACUUUACCUCAAGGAAGUGUUGCUAUUAUUGAACCAAAAAAAACACAUUAUUAUCAACCUGGUUUUACUCUUGUAGGUAGUGGUUUAGGAAAACUUUCAUCUUUUAUGCGUGAUGAAAAAAGUUUAAUACCAAAAAAUGUUAAAUGGAUUCAGGAGAAUGCUGAAGAAUUGAUACCAAGUAAAAAUUUAAUUCAAAUUUCAAAUGGUGAUAAAGUUAGUUAUGAUUAUCUUAUAGUAGCUACAGGUUGCCAAACAAGAUAUGAUUUAAUAGAGGGACUUGAAGAAAGCUUAAAUAAUGAUACUAAUGUUGUUUCAAUAUAUUUACCUCAUUUUGCAGAAAAAACAUUUAAAAAAAUGGAACAAUUUAAAGGAGGAAAAGCAUUAUUUACAUUUCCAAAUACUCCUGUUAAAUGUGCUGGUGCACCACAAAAAAUAUGUUACCUAUUUGAAGAUUAUCAAAGAAGAAAUAAAAAAAGAGGUAAUACAGAUGUUAUUUAUAAUACAACAUUACCAAAAAUUUUUGGUGUUGAUAAAUAUGCAAAAGCACUUAUGAAACAUGUAGAUGAAAGAGGAAUUAUAUUAAAUACAAGAAGAAAUCUUGUUAAAGUUGAUCCAUUAAAUAAUAAAGCAACUUUUGAACAAUUAAAUGAUGAUGGUACAUUAAGUGGAAAAUUUGUAGAGGAAGAAUUUACAUAUUUACAUGUUGGAGCACCUUGUUCACCACAAGAUGUUAUGAUAAGAAGUGCAAAAAAUGAUGAUGGAUUUGUUGAUAAAAAUGGGUGGUUAAAUGUUGAUAAAUUUACACUUCAAAAUGUUAAAUAUCCAAAUGUUUUUGGUAUUGGUGAUGCUACAAAUACUCCAAAUGCAAAAACUGCAGCUGCAAUAUCAUCUCAAUUUAGAAUAUUAAAAGAGAAUGUUAUAAAUGCAAUGAAUGGAAAAAAGGUAGAUAAUCAAUAUACUGGUUAUGGAUCAUGUCCAUUAUUAAUUAGUUAUGAUAAGGGUAUUUUAGCAGAAUUUGAUUAUAAUGGACCAGUUGAAACAAUGCCAAUAGAUCAAAGUAUACCAAGUUAUCUUAAUUUUGCUAUGAAAGUUCAUUUAAUGCCAGCAUUAUAUUGGAAUGGUUUAGUAAAAGGUUUCUGGGAAGGUCCAUGUACUAUAAGAAAACUUCUUCAUUUAGGAUUAUGUUAA
Strongyloides ratti is the source of this 1290-nucleotide messenger RNA. RefSeq names its product Pyridine nucleotide-disulphide oxidoreductase, FAD/NAD(P)-binding domain-containing protein. Bases 1 to 1290 code for a protein of 429 amino acids. Gene Ontology annotation, molecular function: FAD binding; sulfide:quinone oxidoreductase activity. The record is from RefSeq and is a predicted model, not a curated record. The transcript is spliced from 3 exons. Gene Ontology annotation, cellular component: mitochondrion. NCBI's taxonomy places the organism in Eukaryota, Metazoa, Nematoda, Chromadorea, Rhabditida, Strongyloididae.